GGGGGCGGCGCGCCCUGCUGCCCGCCGCGGGCCCCGGGGCGCCGGGGCGCUGAGCAACAGUUGGCCCCGCAGCCGCCCAGCAUGAAAGUGUGCCGGCGGAAGGCGCUGGCGCUGUGCCUGGGCUACGCGCUCCUGGUGCUCCUCGCCGCUCUCAACCUGCUAGAGUACAAGUGGCGGCGGGAACCGCGGCGCUGCGGAGAGCCCCCGGCCGCCCCGCGCCACCGUCCCCCGCCGCCGCCGCCGCCGCCGCAGCCGGCCGGGAGCCGCGGUCCGGCGGGCGACCGGCGGCAGCUGGUCUAUGUCUUCACCACCUGGCGCUCGGGGUCCUCCUUCUUCGGGGAGCUCUUCAACCAGAAUCCCGAGGUCUUCUUCCUCUACGAGCCGGUGUGGCACGUCUGGCAGAAGCUGUACCCCGGGGACGCCGUCUCGCUGCAAGGGGCGGCCCGCGACAUGCUGAGCUCCUUGUACCGCUGCGACCUCUCAGUCUUCCAGCUCUACAGCACGGCGGGCGCCGGCAAGAACCUCACCACGCUGGGCAUCUUCGGGGCGUCCACCAACAAGGUCAUCUGCUCCUCGCCCCUCUGCCCGGCCUACCGCAAGGAGGUGGUGGGCAUGGUGGAUGACCGGGUGUGCAAGAAGUGUCCCCCGCAGCGCCUCAGCCGCUUCCAGGAGGAGUGCCAUAAGUAUCGUACGCUGGUCAUCAAGGGCGUGCGUGUCUUUGACCUGGCUGUCCUCGCCCCGCUCAUGCGAGACCCGACCCUGGACCUGAAAGUCAUCCACCUGGUGCGGGACCCUCGGGCCGUCGCCAGCUCCCGCAUCAAGUCCCGGCAUGGCCUCAUCCGGGAGAGCCUGCAGGUGGUGAGGAGCCGGGACCCCCGUAUCCACCGCAUGCCCUUCCUCGAUGCCGGCCACAAGCUGGGUGGAAAGAAGGAGGGGGGUGGCGGUUCAGACUACCAUGCUCUGGGUGCUAUGGAGGUCAUCUGCAGUAGCAUGGCCAAGACCCUGCAGACUGCUCUGCACCCCCCUGACUGGCUCCAGGGCAACUACAUGGCUGUGCGCUACGAGGAUCUGGUGGUUGAGCCCAUCAAGACCCUGCGGCAGGUCUAUGGCUUUGUCAACCUGUCAGUCAGCCCAGAGAUGGAGAAGUUUGCCCUCAACAUGACCAGCGGCCCCGGCUACUCCUCCAAGCCCUUUGUGGUGUCGGCCAGGAAUGCCACCCAGGCGCUGAGCGCCUGGAGGACUGCACUCAGCUACCAGCAGAUCAAGCAGGUCGAGGAGUACUGCCACCAGCCCAUGGCCUUGCUGGGCUAUGAGAGGGUCAGCAGCCCCGAAGAGGUGAAGGACCUCAGCAGAACGUUGCUCAGGAAGCCACGGCUGUGACAGGGCAGCACACGCUUGGUGACCACCCUCAGUGGCUGCUGAGCCCCCCUCUCCAGGGAGAGGAGCCGCUCUGACUGGCUUGAGUGAGGGAGGGAGCUGGGGAAAGCAACCUGGUUUCUGAUUUCCUCCAAAGACUGCUGAAGGGUAACAUACAAUAAUGUGAUGAUUUCUUUCCUUUUUUUUAAUCCCCCCUCUUGCAUUGGGUCAGAUGCGAUUUAAAGAAAAAUAAAUAAAAUUGAACUGAAAAUAUGUGUAAAGCCCUUUUCCCCUUCUCUAAAAUGCCAGGCAGUUAUUCUGUACCAAAAUCUUGUUUAUGGAGUUCUUGUGGGUUUGGAGAUUGUUAUAAAAACUCUUGCACAAUUCCUAGCACAUCUUUAUCUCCCUUGGUGUGGAGGGGAUGCCCUUGGAAAGCAUAAUGCUGAAAAUCAGACUUUUGUAUGAAAGCAAAUGUUCAGACAUGAUAGUAAUAAAAAAAACAACAAUAAAUGAUAUUCAUUUUUAUAAUUACCUCAA
Colius striatus (speckled mousebird) is the source of this 1893-nucleotide messenger RNA. It is a transcript of the gene CHST2, whose product is annotated as carbohydrate sulfotransferase 2. The coding region runs from base 82 to 1380 and encodes 432 amino acids. Gene Ontology annotation, cellular component: Golgi membrane. Gene Ontology annotation, biological process: N-acetylglucosamine metabolic process; carbohydrate metabolic process; sulfur compound metabolic process. The record is from RefSeq and is a predicted model, not a curated record. Gene Ontology annotation, molecular function: N-acetylglucosamine 6-O-sulfotransferase activity. Lineage: Eukaryota; Metazoa; Chordata; Aves; Coliiformes; Coliidae. The transcript has a single exon.